AAGAGCAUGAUAAUUAACCGAUCUUCAAUAAUUAAUAACUUUGAAGUGAAUGAGGGAAAUUUUGAAUGGUUGACGUCAUUUUGAAGAGAUUUUUACACUUUUUGAUUUGAAAUAAAAAAUGUUUCAUUUUCAUUACUCAAACCCCGGGAAUUGAAUACUCGAAUUCACGAUUUUUAUCCCCACUGUGGUGUCUCCUCGAAUCAUGUGACUUUCCUCUGAUCUGCGGGAGUGGAUGUUAUUAUUAUUAAAUUAAUGUUUUUUGUUAAUUUGUUUUUGUGAUUUCGAGAUUUUUGUGGCGCGGGGGAGAGCAGAGGGGGAAGAUGGCGGGGUGUGUUUUGAAAAAGGUGGUAGGGGCCAGGGGGGUGGUUUCAGGUAUAAUCUCCAGAGGCUACAGUCAUCUGUGGACUCCUGACUACCUGGAUGCAAUGAAACCAAAAAUUCCUCAGCAUCCCAUUUUAAAUAUCAAGAUGAGGGGAUACGAUUUUCCCAUUCUCGAGAAUUACCAGAAAUUGGCGCACAUUAUCGCUGUUAACAUGGAUUUCGAGAUUGAUAACAGUUUUGCAGUUCCUUCGAAGGACUUGAAAGUCUUGAAAUUAAAGUCUCAAUCUACAGUAGCUGAAGCUGAAUACAUCCUCCACGUCUACGAGAGGAACAUCGUCAUCAGUGAUAUAUCAGCCCCAAGGCUAUCGAUAUACACUCGAAUGCUGGAGGCAGCUCUUCCACAAGGUGUCACCCUCGACAUCGAUGAAUGGGACCCCGAUAAAGAGGAAGGGCGUUACAUCCCAGACAAACAAUUACUCGAGCUUAAAACAGAACUCGAGCACAUUCAGCAGCCAAAAAAAUAAUUUCCCUGUACCUUCAAAAUUAAUUUAUAAAAUUCAUCAGUCGCUUCAGAA
Fopius arisanus is the source of this 896-nucleotide messenger RNA. RefSeq names its product mitochondrial ribosomal protein L48 (gene mRpL48). The coding region runs from base 321 to 845 and encodes 174 amino acids. The transcript has 4 exons. The record is from RefSeq and is a predicted model, not a curated record. NCBI's taxonomy places the organism in Eukaryota, Metazoa, Arthropoda, Insecta, Hymenoptera, Braconidae. Gene Ontology annotation, cellular component: mitochondrial ribosome.